CGUGAGGAUCGUAUUUUUGUUCCUGUGUCAACGAAAAGAAGAAAAGAACAGCAGCCAGUGAGACCGGGCUAAGUUGUCAUCAAAGAUAGUUUUUUUCUAAAACAUUAACAGAAAAGUCUCUUAUCUGACACCAGCCAGGCAUCCACCACCUUAACAGAACUCAUUCUAAAGAUGAAUUCCAAUGUGGAGAAUUUGCCCCCUCAUGUUCUUCGCUUGGUCUACAAAGAGGUUUCAGCUUUAGCAGCAGAUCCGCCCGAGGGUAUCAAGAUUUACCCCAGUGAGGAGGACAUAACUGAACUGCACACAGCCAUUGAAGGACCAGAGGGAACUCCAUUUGCUGGUGGCAUUUUCCGAAUGCGUCUGGUCCUUGGGAAGGACUUCCCUGCGGUUCCACCCAAGGGGUAUUUCCUGACCAAGAUUUUUCACCCCAACGUGGGUCACAAGGGAGAGAUCUGUGUCAACGUGUUGAAGAGGGACUGGAAGGCAGAACUCGGCCUCAGACAUGUCUUACUUACAAUCAAGUGUCUUCUCAUCCAUCCAAACCCAGAGUCAGCUCUGAACGAAGAGGCCGGGCGUUUGCUGUUGGAGGACUACGCAGAAUAUGAGUCCCGUGCUCGGCUGCUCACAGAAAUCCACGCCAUGGGCGGGCCCGGCGCGACCUCUGGGGCUCCUCAGGACCCUAAUGAUGGCCCACAGCCAAAGAAGCAUGCAGGAGACCCUACAAAGAGAGCAGGGCCCAGUGCAGCAGCUGUGCCAGCAGCUCUGGGUAAUGGAGCUAAUGGAGCCAGCACCACCACCAGCAAUAGCAACAGUAGUAGUAGCACUAACAAUGUAGCAGGGAAAAAGAAAGCAGAUAAAAAGCGUGCAUUGAGGCGGCUUUAAUACCUGUCUCUGUGUGUGCGUGUGUGUGUGUGUGUGUGCGUGCGUGCGCAAGCGAGAGUGUGUAAAUAUAAAUAUUGAAGUGUGCUGAUGAUGUUUUUGUUCCCUUUCUUUUAUGGCUCUUUCUACCACCAGUCCAGACUGUCCACUUUCUACUCAUACUUUACCCUUUGUUUUGCCACCAGUUUGCCCUGAUGGCAUUACAGGUUUGUUAAUUAUUUCCAUGAUUAAAAAUAUUUGUUCCUCUUUUUGAAGACACUUUCACUGCGAAAAUCAUGCCAUCAUUUGUAGUUUUUCCUUGGCCGUCUUCUGAAUGAAUGACACAGGGAGUGGUUUUCACUGUGCAAAAGCCUCUGUCUGUCCAUUAAUGAAA
Toxotes jaculatrix (banded archerfish) is the source of this 1252-nucleotide messenger RNA. It is a transcript of the gene ube2s, whose product is annotated as ubiquitin-conjugating enzyme E2S. The record is from RefSeq and is a predicted model, not a curated record. Bases 172 to 882 code for a protein of 236 amino acids. The transcript is spliced from 4 exons. NCBI's taxonomy places the organism in Eukaryota, Metazoa, Chordata, Actinopteri, Toxotidae.